Molecule: messenger RNA, 1133 nt
Organism: Formica exsecta
Lineage: Eukaryota; Metazoa; Arthropoda; Insecta; Hymenoptera; Formicidae
Product: uridine diphosphate glucose pyrophosphatase-like
Exons: 3
Coding region: 34-762 (242 amino acids)
Biological process (GO): nucleoside phosphate metabolic process; ribose phosphate metabolic process
Molecular function (GO): metal ion binding; UDP-sugar diphosphatase activity
Source: RefSeq, a predicted model, not a curated record
AAUCCAAUUAGCUUUCGUUAUCGACAAGAGUUAAUGAAUCGGCCUAGUCGGUGCUCGGUGUUAUUUCGUCGUAUUUUGGCAAUUGGAAUGAAUGUCACGACACAGGAUGAGAAGAAUCAGACUGUGCGUAGACGGAUGCUCGAUCUGCACGACGUCCAUGUGGGAAAAGUACCGCAUGACUCGCCAUGGUUGAGAAACGUCCGUCUACAAUAUUCGCAAGACGGCCAGCGUAAGGAGUGGGACGUGAUAAGAAUCCACGACAGCGUGUGUAUAAUUAUCUUCAAUGUAAGUCGAAAAAGGCUCGUGUUUGUCAGGCAAUUUCGACCAGCAGUAUAUUACGCGUUUCUACCGGAGAAGCAAGACGUGAUCGAUGUCAAACGUUAUCCCGCGACACUCGGAGUGACCUUGGAGCUCUGCGCUGGUAUCGUGGAUAAGGACAAGCCUCUCGUCGAGAUCGCCAGGGAAGAAUUAAGAGAAGAGUGCGGCUAUGAAGCACCCACUUCGGCGUUUAAGCAAAUCUCCACCUAUUUAUCCAGUGCUUCUGCUAGUGCAAAGCAAACCCUUUUCUACGUAGAAGUCACAGAUGAUAUGCAUAUAUAUCCUGGUGGUGGUGCUGAGUCUGAAGGUGAACUUAUAGAAGUAGUGGAAUUGAGCAUUCCAGAACUAAGAGACUACAUGAAAUCCAAGGAAAUACAAAGCCCAUCCAGCUUCCUCUUUGGUGUGUCUUGGUUUCUAUUUAAUAAAUCUGAAUACUGUUCAUAGAUUAAAACUAAAGGUCAUUCUGCUAUCUAAAAUAAAAUAAAGCAGUACAAAUUAGUUACAAAUAAAAAAAAAAUUGAUUCUGAAAAUUACACCUUUCUAAAUUAAUUACAAUUUUAACUUUCUAAAUUAAUUAUAAUUAAAAUCAGUAUCGUUCAACCGCGUUUAUUUACAAAUAGAGCAUUUAUACACAAGUAAUUAUGGGAUAGUUGCAUAAUUAAAGUUACGCAAAAUUUUACAAGCACUGACAUUCAAUUAAUAUUCAGUUCAUCUUUUGUAAAUUGAGAGCUAACCCAUGCAAGACCCCAUUUUAAAUUUGUUAAUAGGAACUUUAAGGCCUUAGUCCAUUGUUCUUCCGAAUUGAAUUGUAUCCU